This is a messenger RNA of Zophobas morio, 3041 nucleotides long. Its product is annotated as vitamin K-dependent gamma-carboxylase. The coding region runs from base 391 to 2466 and encodes 691 amino acids. Gene Ontology annotation, biological process: peptidyl-glutamic acid carboxylation. NCBI's taxonomy places the organism in Eukaryota, Metazoa, Arthropoda, Insecta, Coleoptera, Tenebrionidae. The transcript is spliced from 10 exons. Gene Ontology annotation, molecular function: gamma-glutamyl carboxylase activity; vitamin binding. The record is from RefSeq and is a predicted model, not a curated record.
GGGUUGAUGUCAGUUUCUUAUUCAUGUAUUCUCGAGUUAUAGCCUUGUUUGCGCUACGUCAAAGCAGUUUAGUCUUCCAUUCGGCAACACUAGACCAAAUAAUAAAAAAAUUGCGUUAUAAAUAGUGCUAGGGUUAAAAGCGUGUCAUUGUCUAGUACGUUUUUCAAUUUUUCCUUUUCUGAUUUGACAUAUCUCACGAUCCAGCUUUUUUUUAAGUCAACUGUUAAGUGUUACGUAUUGAUUGGUGGAGGUUUUCUGAUUCUUGAAGAUGAAGCGUUGCGGUUGCCACGGCGACGAAAUCUGAUAUAGGGCGAGUAUCCAGCUGAUUCCCGACAUUUCCAGACGAGUCUGGAAGGUGGAAGGUCUGUGAUUGCACAAUAAAUACGAACGAUGGAGAGAGAAAGUGAAAGAAAUUUAAAUGAUGGGAUAAAAAAGGAAGAGUCUCGUUUGUUUGGAAUUACGACAUAUCGGAAUUUUAAAUUCAAAGAACUGAUCGAAAAUGGUGCUUAUGAAAAGGUGGUCAGGUAUAUGUAUCGACCCACGGAUCCAUCCAGUCUGGGCGUAAUUAGAUUUUUGUUUGGGCUACUGAUGUUGGUAGACCUCCCUGAAGAACGCGGUGGCUCUGAAAUAGAUAUAAGAUGGGGGGAACCCCGCGACUGCCAUUUCCCCUUAUUUCCAAUAAUGCAGCCUCUAGCUUUUCCACAUAUGGCACUACUGUAUGGAUUAAUGUGGUUUGGAGCUUGUGGAAUCAUGUUAGGAUAUAAAUUUAGAUUAAGCACUCUUUUAUUUGGUAUACCAUACUGGUAUCUUCUACUCCUAGAUAAAUCAUUCUGGAACAAUCACAGUUAUCUUUACGGAAUCGUAACAAUUCUUCUAGCCGGCUCCUCGGCAAACAACUAUUUCUCAGUGGAUAGUCUUCUAGACGAAAAAAAGAAAAAUAGAGAUGUACCGUAUUGGAAUUAUUUUAUUUUGAAAUUUCAAUUUUUUCUGUUGUACUUUUUAGCGGGUUUGAAAAAGACUGACACGGAAUGGAUAGAAGGCUAUUCCAUGACGGAUCUAGGAAGUCACUGGGUGUUUGCUCCGUUCAAAAUAAUUCUAACAAGCGACCAAAUAGAUUAUCUAGUAGUUCAUUGGUUUGGGUUCAUUCUAGAUCUGACUGUCGGAUUUUGGAUGUUGAUUGAAAUCACAAGACCUAUAGCGAUGAUAUUUUGUGCAUGUUUUCAUUUAAUGAAUUCGAGACUUUUUAGUAUAGGAAUGUUUCCUUACGUGUGUCUCGCUACGAUGCCUUUAUUUUGCGCCGAAAACUGGCCGAGAAAAUUACUCAACAUUUUCCACAACAAUGGCACCUAUAACCCAAAACCAAAUCCCACUUGCAUCUACAAACUAGACGAAAUCAACCAAUAUAAAGAUUUACAGCUUCCUAGAGACGUCACCUGGAAACAUAAAUUAGUUGUCGCUCUUCUUCUAACCCACUGUGGGUUUCAAGUUUUCCUCCCCUACUCUCACUUCAUUACAAAAGGCUACAAUAAUUGGACAAACGGCCUCUACGGGUAUUCCUGGGACAUGAUGGUUCACUCCUGGAACACAGCACUCGUCGUGAUUAAAGUUGUCGACAAUAAUUCAGGAGAAGAGUUUUUUCUGGAUCCAGAAGCGUGGACGCAGAAUGAUAGAUGGACCAAACAUGCGGACAUGUGUUUACAGUAUGCUCACUGUUUGAAAAAUAACCUACUUCUAGAUUUAGAACACGAGAAAUCUCGGACUAGCUCCGAAGAUUCUAAAGAAGUUGGUCUUAGGCACAUUACUUCUGAGAAUAUAUCGAUUUAUGUGGACGUUUGGUGUUCCUUGAAUGGUAGAUUCCAGCAAAGAAUGUACGAUCCUAAUUACGAUCUCUUGAAGGCUAAUUGGUCACCGUUUCGACCGGUAGAGUGGUUGAAACCAGUUCUUACCGAAUAUAACGACCUCAGAAGCCAAAUGAAUCAUAUAACACAAGAAGUGUACUCGUGGUCUAACUACACAGAUGUCUUAUUUAUUGCAGAUUUUCCAGGUCUCUAUUUGGAAAAUUUUAUAACUGAAGAUUUAAGAAACGUAACUUUGAUGGUGCUAGAGGGCGAAGUUUUUUACGAAGUGGAAGACGAACAUUCGGCUCAGUCCUUUGGAACUAAACUUAGUCAGAAUCAGAGUGUUCCUGUGGAGGUGGGAAUGUUCCAUAAAAUACACACUAUUAGUGCAACACCAUCGUGUUAUAUGUACAUCUAUGUGAACAAGUCUCGAGAACAUCUAGGGGAUGUUCCCGGUCCUGCUGACAGCGACAGAGAUGUGAUGUAUUCUCCUUUUCCACUCAUUGAAGAUGUCCAGUUUAGAAUCGAUUCAUUUCUAUUGAUGAUUAACCACAUUUCUAAUUCGUUUUUGCACGUUCUGUACAACCAGCCCUUAAUAAGAAGAACUAGACUGCCGCUUUCUCAAUAAAAAUGUCUUGUGGAGUAAAUUUGAGUUGAUCAAGUUGUUCCUUUAGUUUGGUCUAAGGCGUAAUGUGAAACUGUAUUCUAUUUACACUGAUAAAUCAUACAGUUGUGAAAUAAAAAAUCUAUUUAUUGUACUUUUCUUACACAUAGUUUUGUGGUUAGGUUUUUACGGCGUGACUAUUUAAAACGUCCACACGCAGAAGAAGCAAAAAUUUUCGUCACAGCUGAGUCGAUGAAUAUAAUUGUGUAGUUUUUGUACACAGAAGAUUGUAACUUCUAUUAUAGUAAUUAAGCUGACACCUAGGAUCAAACUAAAGGCUCCAGCAGUUCUGCCUACAAGAAAAAUAUAUAUUUGUAAUUUCAUAUUGUUUAAGUCUGUAGUGUUUACUCAGUAUUUCGAACCAGUGGUAGUACACGUCUAAUUUAUAAUAGAAUGAAUCAUGGUCGUUGUAAUAAAUGCGAAGGACGCUGUUGUUACCAAAUGCACUGCAAAAUACAUUAUACAAUCAAAAACUACUAGAUUUAUGUUUACACAUUGUCUGUAAGAACCUCGAAAAUACAUACAUAGGUACAAAGGAA